Molecule: messenger RNA, 3871 nt
Organism: Lingula anatina
Lineage: Eukaryota; Metazoa; Brachiopoda; Lingulata; Lingulida; Lingulidae
Product: nucleobindin
Cellular component (GO): endoplasmic reticulum-Golgi intermediate compartment; extracellular exosome
Molecular function (GO): calcium ion binding
Source: RefSeq, a predicted model, not a curated record
AGUACCUACCACUGAUAGCCACACAAAACGAGGCCGCGUUAAAGGACACGUCAUGCUGUAAACUAAGUUCCUUGUUCCACCCUCAGUUUAAAUAGAUUCACCGCACGGACGUGUCAAACAGAAUACUCUACAAUUAGUUGAAGAUACUGUAAAUCAAUAAGGCACCAUGCUGUCUUUAAAUCUUUUAGCUGUAUUAGUUAUUGGUCUUCUGGUGCAGUUUAUAGUCUGUCCUCCUGUACAGAAACAAGUAAAAGAAGAGGAACCAGUGGAAGGACCAGAAGAAGAUGCCUUGGAUUCUCUAGCAUAUAAGGCCUACCUUCUGGAGGUAAUGGACGUGUUAAAUACUGAUGACCAAUUUAGAAAGAAAAUGGAAGAAGUGCAGGCUAAGGGAGGUUUUAAUGAGAGUGGUGAAAUAGCUAAACACCUGGACUUCGUACAUCACAGUGUACGUACUAAAUUAGAUGAAAUCAAACGUCGAGAGAUUGGGCGUCUAAAAGAAGCUCAACGUCUGCGCAUGCGUGAAAUGAAUGGUAAACAAAUCUUGCAUAAUGUUGUCUAUCAUGGAGGUGUUGGCAAGGUAAAUUUUGAUGAUAAAAAACAUUUAGACCAUGAAAAUCCACACACCUUUGAAGUGGAAGAUCUUGCCAAGUUGAUCAAGCAGGCUACCACAGAUUUAGAAGAAGCAGACAAGAAGAGAAAAGAGGAUUUCAAGAAAUAUGAAAUACAGAAAGAAGUUUUGGAGAGAGAAAAAUUAAAAAAUAUGCCAGAAGAAGAGAGGAAAAAGGAAGAACAAAAAAUAAAAGAGAUGGAACAGAAACAUAAGGAACAUCCUAAAGUACAUCAUCCGGGUAGCAAAGAACAGCUAAAAGAAGUUUGGGAAGAAGAGGAUCACAUGGAUCCAAAUGAUUUUGACCCGGCAACAUUUUUCCACAUGCAUGACACUAAUGGGGACGGUGUGCUGACACCUGAUGAAGUGGAGGCACUUUUUCAAAAGGAGCUAGACAAAGUCUAUGACCCCAAUGCCCCAGAGGAUGACAUGGUGGAGAGAGAGGAGGAGAUGCAACGUAUGAGAGAGCAUGUCUACAAGGAGAUUGAUAAGAAUAGGGAUGCCAUGAUUUCCAUGGAUGAGUUUCUUGACAGCACCAAGCAAGCAGAGUUUCAAAAAGAUGAGGGGUGGAAGACACUAGAUGAGCAGGAGCCAGAGUACUCACAGGAAGAGUUAGAACAGUUCCAGAGAGAGUAUGAGGAACAGUUAGCAAGACAUCAUGCUCAACCAGGAGAAAUCAAUGUCCCACCAAUGGAUCAUGCACAACAGCAAGGAGUGCAGCACAUGGGACAACAGCCUCAGCCUGGACACCAUCCAGAUCAGUUUGGACAACCUCCACAUCCUGGGCAGUUUGAACAACCCCCUCAUCCUGGACAGUUUCAACAACCCCCACCACACCCAGGACAGUUUCAACAACCCCCACCACAUCCAGGACAGUUUCAACAACCCCCACCACACCCGGGACAGUUUCAACAACCUCCACACCCAGGACAGUUUCAGCAACCCCCACACCCUGGACAGUUUCAACAACCUCCACACCCAGGACAGUUUCAACAACCACCACACCCAGGACAGUUUCAACAGCCUCCACACCCUGAUCAGUUUCAGCAAGGGCACCCUAACAUGAUAGGUAGUGAACAUGCAGGACAGCCACAGAUUGGACAUCAACAGCCUCAACAAGGACAAAAACCUGAACAGGGUCAACCCAAGGUGGUGGUAGGACAACCACAAAAGGUUCAGCAACAGCCCCAACAACAUGUCCAGGCCCAACAGCAGGUACAGCAACAAGCUCAGCAGCCUCAAAAAACUGCACAGACUCAAGAACAAAAAGCAUCGCCACAACAACAGGCUCAGCAACAGGGCCAACAACAGGUUCAACAACAAGCCCAGCAACAGGCUCAGCAACAGGUCCAACAACAUGCCCAGCAACAGGCCCAACAACAGGCUCAGCAACAGGUUCAACAACAAGCCCAGCAACAGGGCCAACAACAGGUUCAACAACAAGCCCAACAACAUGCCCAGCAACAGGCCCAACAACAGGCUCAGCAACCGGCCCAACAACAGGCUCAGCAACUGGCCCAACAACAGGCUCAGCAACAGGCCCAACAACAGCAACAGCCAAUGCAAAAUUUACAGCAACAGGCACAACAUGGGCAAGUACAGCAGGAGCAGCCUCAAAAACAACAGUAAAAAAUUCUCAGGCACAGAAAUCAAACCAUGGUUGAAAGGUAAUCAAGAAUGAAAAAAAGGAUAUGAUAUUUGUGCUGCACAUCAUGUGCACCUGUCUUUCUGUUACAGAUGCUAACAACUGGUGUUUUCAGAGGCAAUUUUUAGCCAAAUCUUGUUUAGUCUACAUGUUAAAAAUAUGUUGUGUGUACAUAGUUCAAAUUGGUUGUGAAAAAAGCUUUGUCAUCUGUGUAAGAAGCGAUAAUGAUAUUUCAUAAACUUGGGUCACAUGUAACAAUGUUGGAUUUGAAGAUGGCUUAUGCACAGUAAAAUGGUGACAAGAGAUUAAUUUGUCAAUUUACUUGAAAAAUACAUUAGAUUUUAGAACCAGAAUUUGUUGUAGAUAAGCUGUAUUUAGUGUAGUUGCAGAUUUUUAGGCAGUUUGAUAGGUUAACAUUUUUUUACGAAAGAAUUAUAUGAAUGGCAUAAGGUCUAUUAUUACUCUCCAUAUGUUGCUCCAGGGCGUGUUGCAGCAACAUGCUGUGAUAUUUGUCAGUAAGUAUGAAACCUGUAUUUUCUGUGAACAAGGUGUAUUUAUUCUUUUGUCAAGGCCUUUACAUAUGGAUUAAUUAAUAUUUAUAAUUUAGCAUGUGUGAGGAUGGAUUUUGUUCAACAUAAUGGUGUUUCCAGUUGAGGUGAGAUGGUCCUACUGGCAUAACCUCAUCAGGCUAUCUAAAUCAGCAGCAAAGCUGGUGUAAUAGCUAUACAAAGACACUGACAUGGACAACAGACGGUGUUUUAAGAUAUGCUGCAUUGACCAAGCUAAUCAUUAUUAGACAGCUCCCCAAAAUGGGUCAUACUGAGGUGGAUCAACUUUAUACCUUUAAGGGAUGUGGGUAACAAGGCUAAACUGUAUAUUUAUAUUAAGUCUGUGUAAGUAACAUUGAAAUGUUGAGGCAAGUUUUGCAAAUGACAUCUCUGUACUUGUAAUAGACAUAUUAUGAGAUAGUAUUUUUGAGAUGAGCUACUAGCCUAAAGGGUAUUUGUGCAAAGGCAUUACUGUAAUCAACAAGCCUUAAUGUGGCUUCUAGUCAGUGUUCACAAAAUAUUAGGUUUUCUUUGAAUAAAAUUCCAUCAUAUUUAUUGGGGCAUAGGAGAACAAUCUAUUGUUUCUUAAAAACUAAAUAUAUUUAAGGUAUUGUCACUUAAGAGCAAAACAAGUGCCAUAUAACAUUGUUCUCGGUCAUUUUCUGCAUAUGCCUCUCUUCCUGCAGUUACUUGUUCUACAUGUAGAUAUGUAGUGCUUAAAAAAAGUAUUGCCAUUUGAUACCAAAUUUGGGGUUCCAAUAUGGUUGGUGGCAUUUGCUGACAACAAUGAAAUGGACAUUAGUUUCAAAUUAGCUUCUCAUUUGACAUCAUUUUGUACAAAGUUUCCUUUCCCCUCCAACCAUAUUCGUGACAUUCAAUGAGUUGGCAUAUGUGCAGAAGUAUUUAUGUCUUUAGUGAUGUAUCAACAGAUCAUUCAUUAACAAUCUGGUAAAAUGCUGACUCUUAGACAAAAUAUUAUAACUGACAUUUAUUUGUUUACUAUUCAGAUUGCCAUUUAUAUGCAUAAACAAUUCUGUAAUUAAGGCAGAGAAUACAUUUUUAAAACAUUCA